Molecule: messenger RNA, 2245 nt
Organism: Phialemonium atrogriseum
Lineage: Eukaryota; Fungi; Ascomycota; Sordariomycetes; Cephalothecales; Cephalothecaceae
Product: arginine-tRNA-protein transferase
Exons: 4
Coding region: 416-1798 (460 amino acids)
Biological process (GO): protein arginylation
Cellular component (GO): cytoplasm
Molecular function (GO): arginyl-tRNA--protein transferase activity
Source: RefSeq, a predicted model, not a curated record
UUGCAACCUGGAAAUUGGUCCCCCAACUUCCAUGCCAUCUGUGACCCCCAAGGCAAGCAUCUACCUACCUACCUUACCUCGACUGCAUGUGCUGCACAUCUGACCCCUCUACUUCAACAACCCCUGCCCAUCCAAUACAUACUUUUGCCAAAUACACCGUGGGCGUAAAAAAAACAACCAAGACACGAGAAUAAACCUCGAAACCUACCUAUCUACCCGAACUUACCUUACCUCCCUACCUACCUACCUAACCUAAGGUGCUCACUCAUCUACCUACAUACCUAGCCUAAAAUAUCUCCUUAUAUUUCUGCUGCUGUCCUUCAGCUUCUCAGCCCGCACUGGUACCAGUGUCGGCUCCCAGCUUCGCGGACACUAGCCUUGCCCCGCCCUGUCCGGCUGCCAGGCGCCGCCAGACAUGGAAGACGCCAGUAUGCAGCCCAUGCAGACGACCCCAGCCGAUGCAGAAGUCGCAUAUUCCUAUAUAACCCCAAUUGGCUAUAGCAGCUCGUCUGCCUGUGGCUACUGCCGCCGCAGUCGCAGUGGUCAGUCUCCAAAACGCUACUCCUACUACGCAUCAGCAUCAUCGCUGACCCCCAAAUUCUACCAAACCCUCAUAGACCGCUGCUGGAGACGGUCCGGGACUCUCCUGUACAGGCCCAACCAGAAGAACUCCUGUUGCCCCCACUACACUCUUAGACUUGAUUCGGACCACUUCAAAGCCGCCAAGGACCAACGUCAGGCCAUAAACCGUUUCAACAAAUACGUACUCGGCAAAACCUACUCCGAAGAAGCCGCCCGCCUCUAUCCCCUCUCGCGCCAAGAUGUCCGGAAGCGUGACAACGAGUUUGACCUGGUCCACAGGAUCCACGAGGCGGAGAGCCAACGGCUGAAGACUCCCCCGGAGCCGGCACAUCAGUUCACCGUCACGCUAGAACCAGACACGUUUACUGAAGAGAAGUACGCCAUCUUUGAGAAUUACCAGCGUAUCGUGCACAAGGAACCCCCUGAGAAGAUCUCUCGUAAUGGAUUCAAGAAGUUCUUGUGCAAUUCGCCGCUGAGGCGGGAGACUUUCAUCGAUACCGACGGCAAGAAACGUGAACUGGGCUCCUUCCACCACUGCUACCGUCUCGAUGGACAGCUGGUCGCAAUUGGAGUCCUCGACCUCCUUCCGAACUGCGUUAGUGCUGUGUACUUCCUCUACCACGACUCCGUCCAUACGCACAAUCCCGGAAAGGUCGGCGCUCUGAGGGAGAUUGCGUUGGCUGCCGAGGCGGGCUAUCGCUGGUGGUAUUCGGGUUACUACAUACAUAGCUGUGCCAAAAUGCGGUACAAGAUCGACUACUCUCCCCAGUACGUCUUGGAUCCCGAGGCCCUGACUUGGGACCUCCUGGAUAAGGACGCAUUGGCAAUCUUCGACAGACAGCCUUACGUCAGUUUGUCGAGAGAACGUCGCAGACUAGGACUCGAUGGAACCACGAGCACCGAGACUGCACACGAUUCGGCCCAGGAAACUAGUAGCAGCGACGACAGCGAAGUCGACGAGGAAGACUCGUUCUUGCUCAAGAGCGAUAUGCCAGGAAUCCCGUCCCUGGAACAGAUGCUCGAGGUUGAUAUGGAUGACCUCCUUCUCGUCUCGGACCACUCGCCUGCCUUGUUCCAUGCAUCCGACCUGGUUGUGUGGGAUACCGAAGGAGUGGACGAUUUCGGAUCUCUGAGAUCUAGGAUCGCAGAACUGGUUGCGGCAAUUGGGCCAGACCUGAUGAGCGAGUUCUGCCUCGACUUUCGACGACGGAAAUGACCACCGGGUUAGCAGGGCCAGUACUUUCUGGUUUGCCUCGGCUUAAAUGCCGUCUAGUGGAUACAUUCAACACUUCUUUCAAACCACCCCUGCUUAUUGGUGCUGGAGCUCCUGGAGUUCGGGGCACUUCGCGUUCUUUGGGCGGUAGAGGUUUGGAUGUAGCUGUCCAAGUCUGGUGAGAACACAGCUUAAGCCUAGAGAGAGCGUCAUGGAGUAUCUCAAUUUCUGGUAGAGUUCCCACCACGAAAUAUAGCGAUAAGACGGAAGUUGGGGGAAAUCGGGUGUUUCUGGCUUAGGUAGAGGUGUUUUUCGAGAGAAUAAUGAUCAUGCAUGGAGUUCAAGAUGCGAUGUUACCCCCGGGGUGAAUGUAGUCAUAUUUCCGAACCCCACACUUUCAGCCUCACCCCACCUCAGAUCUCACCCUUGCAUGUAGAAACGACUUUGGCC